UGCCUAUUGGCUCUGAAGACCCAAGUCGUCCUUUUAUUCAAGUUUCGCGGCAACGCCUCUCUUCUCUCUCUAUCUCUCUCUCUAUUUCAUCUAAAUAAUCCUUUUUUCUCUCUCUCUCUGUUAAAACCUCUUUCGUAUUUCUCACCGAUCUCUCGAAGAAGGUUUUCGAGCUUCAUCUCCUCCGAGUUCUUCUCUGUGCGAUUCGACGCCGAUUCUCUUUGAGCUGCGUAAUCGAGGAACCAGCAUAUGGCGCCCAGUAGGAAGUCGAAGAGUGUUUACAAGCGCUUCACCAAAGAAGCCACUCCAGAAAUAGAUUUCAGGAACUCUAGCAAAAUAAAGCAACGGAAGAAGAAGUUGACUGACAAGCUGGGACCUCAGUGGACAAAAGGAGAGCUUGAGCGUUUCUAUGACGCCUAUCGGAAGCAUGGGGGAGACUGGAAAAAGGUAGCUGCUGCAGUGCGGAAUAACAGGUCCGUUGACAUGGUGGAAGCUCUUUUUCAUAUGAAUCGGGCAUAUUUAUCCCUGCCCGAGGGAACUGCGUCUGUGGCUGGCCUCAUUGCAAUGAUGACUGAUCAUUACAGCGUCAUAGAGGGGAGCGAAAGUGAAGGAGAAGGCCAUGGUGCUUCUGGAGUACCGGUGAAACAUCAGAAGCGUAAACGUGUUAAAGUUCCGCCUAGUGAUUUUCGAGAAGAAGUUAUUCCACCACAUUCAAUUGCAUCAACAGAAGGAUGCCUCUCGUUUUUUAAGAUGACACAAGCUUAUGGAAUUGAGAGACGUGCCACUGCGAAACGUACACCUCGGUUUCCUGUACCAAGUGCAGACAAGGGGGAUGAUAGAGAAGGUUCUACUCCACGAAAUAAAAGAGCCAAGAAACAACUUGAUGCCGAUGAUGAUGAUGAUGACGAUGAGACACUAGCUUUAGCAUUGGCAAACGUAACAAGAAGUGGAGGAGGGUCUCUAUAUAGAAAAACAAAACUCAAUGACAGCACGCCAAGUGGGAAAAUGUCACAAGCAAAGGAUGCUCAAUCCAAGUACCGUGCUAGCUCCAUGUUUGAGAAUGGGGUGAAAAUAAGCCGAGAUAGGAGGCAUAUAAAGGAUAUGGGAGGGGUUGGUACCGUGGAGGUUCGCCAGAAGGAGAUAGAAGUGAGUUUUGAAGAAGCAGAAGGAUUUGCUUCUGAUGACAGCGGAGAAGCAUGCAGUGCCAAUGAGAGACUCAGAUCUAAACCGCAGAAAGGAUUAGAAGAAAAUGAAGCCUCAAGAGAUGAAUUAGAAGCUCUGUAUGCAUUGUCAGCUUUACUGCCUACGGCUGGUUUGAUGAAAUCAGAAUCACCCGCCCAGUCGAAAGAAGAAAGAGUACUUAACAACGUGGAUGAGAAAUCUAACACUCCGGUAACCGCAUCCACAAGCCAUCACAGAGAAAAAGCAAAACAAGCAGGACCCGAAGAUAGUCACCUUCAUGGAAUUUCAGUUGCUAAUAAUAGAAAAUUGAAGUCUGCGCAGGAACUCGUUGGUGGUAAUGCUGUUUCCAUAGGGGAACUUGGCACUUUAAGAAGAAAACGUAAACCUCUACAUUAUAAGGAUUCGGCUGAAGAUGAUCAUUUGAAGACUCUGGUCAAAGUGAGACGUGCUGGUGAAGGCCCAGUUAAACAGUUGAAAAUUUUAAAGACCUCGGAAGAAUCUUCUUCAAUUAGUGAUAAGAAAAUAACUGUACCGGAUGCUGUAGUGUCAGCUACACAAAUUUCAGGUUCGGGUCCACCGAGUUCUCCGAAGAAACCACCACACUGGCGUAAGAUGAGUUUGAAGAAAAGUUUACAAGAAAGAGCUAAAUCUUCUGAAACCACUCAUGACAAGCCACAUAAUUACGAAACUUUGUCAAAACAUGAAUUAUUAAAGGAGGAGGUAUCGACUUGUCUGUCAUAUCCAUUGGUACGUCGAAGGUGCAUAUAUGAAUGGUUCUACAGUGCUAUUGACUAUCCAUGGUUUGCAAAAAUGGAGUUCACUGAUUAUCUAAAUCAUGUGGGGCUUGGUCACGUUCCAAGACUUACUCGUCUUGAAUGGAGCGUCAUUAAAAGUUCUCUUGGUAGACCUCGGAGAUUCUCUGAGAGGUUCAUACAGGAAGAGCGGGAUAAACUCGAGCAGUAUCGUGAAUCUGUGAGAAAGCAUUAUACAGAGCUCCGUGCAGGUGCUAGGGAAGGGCUUCCUACAGACUUGGCCCAGCCUUUAUCAGUCGGCAACAGAGUCAUUGCCAUCCAUCCUAAAACACGGGAAAUUCGUGAUGGCAAGAUUCUUACUGUGGAUCAUAACAAGUGCAACGUUCUGUUUGAUGAAUUGGGCGUUGACUUGGUUUCGGACAUUGAUUGCAUGCCUUUAAAUCCACUGGAAUACAUGCCAGAGGGUCUAAGGAGGCAAAUGGAUAACGGUUUGUCAAUAAGCAAAGAAGCACAGCUUAACAGACACCCAAACCCUGAUGCAUCUGUUCUGUUCCCUCCUUCUGUGCUUGAAAAUGUCAACGUUUCCAUGAAUCCUCCUCUGAAACAGGUAAACAAUUGUCGGUUGACUGACUCAAUUGGCGAACAUCAGCCAUUAGAUAACUCUAUAACGACUACCAAUGGCAGCUUGGAUCAUCAUCAUCAAAGCUCAACCACAGCAGAACUGAUGACCCAAGGAUUGAUCGGAUCAAGGAAAAACGAAACACAAAUGGCUUCAGAGCUUAUCAGCUCUUGUGUUUCAACAUGGCUCAUGAUUCAGAUGUGCACAGAGAAGCAGUACCCACCAGCUGACGUGGCUCAGGUGAUGGAGACAGCAGUGAAUAGCUUGCAGCCACGGUGUCCCCAGAACAUGCCGAUCUACAGAGAAAUUCAGACUUGUAUGGGAUGGAUCAAGAAUCAAAUCAUGGCUCUUGUAAAAACAUGAACAUAAAGGUUGAGAGUCCUUUAUUAAUUAACCUGACAUCUUCAUCUGAAGAAAAGAAAAGAUUUCAGAUUAUUAACUGUUUGGAUUGUAGAGAUUAGUUUAGUUUUAGUUAGUUAAUAACAGCUUCUUGAAAGUCACCAUUGAUUCUGUAACUUCGUAGCUCUUUGAGAAAUUCUAUCCUUGAGGUGCUACUUUUCUUGGGCCAGUUCGGGCCUUAAGAGCCUUUAAAAUAAAAUUAACAUAUCUUUCUCUCAUUUUUUUUUUCUCU
Thlaspi arvense is the source of this 3181-nucleotide messenger RNA. The record is from the annotation of a GenBank genome assembly. Lineage: Eukaryota; Viridiplantae; Streptophyta; Magnoliopsida; Brassicales; Brassicaceae.